AUGGGCGACUAUGCGACCUUUGCCGCCUUCGUCACACACGACGAUAUCGCCCGCGUCUCAUCGCAAACCGCCGCGCCACGCUCGAAUUCACUGGCAGGCGAGAGCGCGGCGAUGCGCGCGUUCCAGGAGACGCGCGAGCACGGGUACGACUACGUCUGUGUGCCGCUGACGCGGCCGGCGUGGCACGAGCGGUGGAAGCGGAUGUGUGUGGAGAAUGCGGGCGAUGUGGAUGGGGGCGGGGAGGGCGAUCGGGGUGGUUUCAAGGAGGAGGAGUGGGAAGGCGAGGGGGAGAGGGAGGCGGAGGGGGAGAAGGAGAAGGCGAGGCGGGACCAGCAUGCUGCUGUUGAGGCGGAGGCGGAGAUGUGGAGGAAGCAGCCACAUUUUUUGCACGACGAGGUGACGAUGACGCGGCUGGAUGAGGCCGAAGGUGUGAUCGGUGUGGUGUCGGACUGGCUCACGCUUGAUUCGUCGGACGAUUGGGUGCGGCACGAUUCCGAGAUCGCUCUACACCAGGAGAUCGCGUACGCGUCCUACCUGAACAUCCAGACCGUCGUGCUGCCCCCUCCGCGCAACCGCGAGCACGUCGCGUCCUACGCGCGCGCCGUGAACGAGUGCCUCAAGCGCGUGUCCUACAUGAAGUUCUCCGUCCAGCUCCCCAUCUACGAUCCCGCCGCGUUCCAGCAAAAGGAGACACCUCGUCUGCGGUCGGGGAGCACCGUGACGCUCGCCUCGACGCUGUCCGAGACACCGCCGUCGACGCCGCGGCUGCUCAUCCCCGGAAACGAUUUCCCGCUCAGGCCCAAAAAGACGAGGGCGUCGGAGAGAGAGCUGAACGCGACGUGGGAGAUGUGGGACGUGAUUCGCUCGGUGUGCGAUUACAGCCCUCGUCUGACGCUCACACUCGACCUUGCGCCUCCGUUACCGCUCAACCCGACCCUGCUGGGCAGGUGGUCGGCAGAGCCCGUGCAGAACGUUCUUCUUCCUACUUCGACUUUUAUCGCGAACGCGAAGGGAUACCCGGUGUUGCCGAAAGGCACGCAAACGUUUCUCAAGGAUAAUAUGAAACAUCGUCCAACUGUCCUUCUCUCCGGCACUAAACUUGGAUUGCACGGGAAGGGGGGUGAGGCAGCGUAUGCGCAGUACGUACGCCAUCUGGAGAAGACGAGUCCGAUCGCGCAGGCGUCCCGGAAAGCUGGGAGUGUGGAGAACUUUGCUCAGGGAUACCAGGAUUUCCUCCAAGCUCCGCUGCAGCCAUUGAUGGACAACCUGCAGAGUGCAACGUACGAAACCUUUGAACAAUGCCCUGUCAAGUACAUCAACUACGAAGAAGCUAUAUGCAGAGCGCUGCUGGACUGGCCCGAGUCUGAUCGCAUUGUGAUAUGUGUAGCAGGUGCGGGCCGCGGGCCACUCGUAGCGCGCAGUCUGAAGGCCAUCGAGCGCUCGCGGAGAACGGCGCACAUCAUCGCGGUCGAGAAGAACCCAAACGCAUACGUGACGCUGCAAGACCGACAGCGGAGAGAAUGGGGCGCCUCUGUGCAGCUCGUGUAUGGGGAUAUGCGCCAAAUAACGGUUCCGGAGCAGGCGGACAUUUUGGUCAGCGAGCUGCUGGGGUCCUUUGGCGAUAACGAGCUGAGCCCAGAGUGCCUGGACGGCGCCAUGCGAUUUCUGAAACCUGAUGGAAUAUCGAUACCCUCGUCGUAUACGGCGCAUCUGGCACCGUUGUCGUCGACGAAACUAUACAAUGAGGCAAGGCAGGGCGGCGAGCUCAAGUCGCUGGAGACACCCUAUGUAGUCAUGUUCCAGAACGUGAAUGUGCUCAGCGGGAAUGGCGGCGGACUCCGAGGGAAAUGCGGGCCGGCGAUACAGGAAUGCUGGACGUUUGAGCAUCCCCGGAAAGACGCGACGCUGGAUGAGCGAGGACUUCCUCCGACCAACAGCCAUAACAUUAGGGCGGCUAACUUGUCUUUUUAUAUCCCGCAUGCAGGGAUUCUUCAUGGCCUCGCUGGCUAUUUUGAGGCCGUGUUAUAUGGCAACAUUGGGCUGAGCAUACAUCCCCAGCGUAAAGAUCAAAUAUCUAAAGAUAUGCUCAGCUGGUUCCCCUUGUUCUUUCCAUUCAAAGAGCCGCUGUACCUUCCCAGCAACUCGGAGCUGCAGGUGUCGAUCUGGCGGCUGACGAACGAGCGGCAGGUGUGGUACGAGUGGUACGCGGAGUCGUUUCUGCCGGUGCUGAACGUCGCGCCGCGCGCGGGCGACCCUGUGCUGGAGACGGUGUCGGCGUCCGCGUCGACGGCGUCUUUCUUCGCUUCGCCGACGACGCAUGUGGCUGUGCCGAGUCCGCUUAUUGACGCGAUCGAUCCUGCGUCGCCGCCGUUUUUUGUGCGGGAGGAUGAGGAGGCGGCUAAGUAUGGGGCGGUGAAGGUUGGGCAGAGUGCGUUGCAUAAUGCCGGGGGGAGGAGUAGUUGGAUUGGGUUGUAGGGGCACUGUGCAGGGAUUUUGUGGUCUUGUGCAGUGAAGCAUAUGCGUUAGGGACAGGGACCGGACGGAGCGGAUUUAAAUUGGCGGUGGCGGGUAGAGAUUGGCAUCGCUGGAAAUAGGUUUCCUUUGGUGAUAAAAAUAGGUGGCUGAGCUGCUGGAGAGUCUAGGCAUUCCAUCGUGUGUGGUAGAGCUGUA
Molecule: messenger RNA, 2670 nt
Organism: Coniophora puteana RWD-64-598 SS2
Lineage: Eukaryota; Fungi; Basidiomycota; Agaricomycetes; Boletales; Coniophoraceae
Product: PRMT5-domain-containing protein
Exons: 12
Coding region: 1-2475 (824 amino acids)
Biological process (GO): peptidyl-arginine N-methylation; regulation of DNA-templated transcription
Cellular component (GO): cytosol; nucleus
Source: RefSeq, a predicted model, not a curated record